Molecule: messenger RNA, 1167 nt
Organism: Metarhizium brunneum ARSEF 3297
Lineage: Eukaryota; Fungi; Ascomycota; Sordariomycetes; Hypocreales; Clavicipitaceae
Gene: pkar1
Product: cAMP-dependent protein kinase regulatory subunit
Biological process (GO): negative regulation of cAMP-dependent protein kinase activity
Cellular component (GO): nucleus; cAMP-dependent protein kinase complex
Molecular function (GO): cAMP-dependent protein kinase inhibitor activity; protein kinase A catalytic subunit binding; cAMP binding
Source: RefSeq, a predicted model, not a curated record
AUGUCUGUUCCUUUUUCGAGCCCGUUCGGGGCCAAUGCAAACCCCUUUGGCAACGAUCGGUCACAGAAUGUUAUGCACAGCCUGGCCGAGGAAGAUGAGAAUGAGAAUGGCAGGAACCAAACCACAGGGAUCGGCCCGGGUGCUGGCAUCAGCUUUGCCGGAACCUUUGGUGGCGAUGCCAGCACAGAUACACCUCCAACUGUCCGAGGCCCUCCACACCCAGACAGCUAUCCUGCCCAAUACAACUUUGCUCGUCGCACCUCGGUGUCGGCUGAGUCGCUAAAGCCCAGUGCAGACAGCUACGACAACUGGUCGCCCCCUUUUCAUGAAAAGACUGCCGACCAGUUGGGGCGUCUCAAAAGGGCUAUCGAGGGCAACUUCUUGUUCAGCCAUCUCGACGAAGAGCAAACUGCCCAGAUCCUCGGCGCGUUGGUUGAAAAGCCAAUUCCUGCCAAGGGUAUCAAGGUCAUCAGCCAAGGUGAUGCUGGCGACUUCUUCUACGUCGUGGAGAAGGGAUCAUUCGAUGUCCACGUCAACCCCAGUGGGACCAUCCAGCCUGGGCCGGACGGCUUGGGUGAGCAGGUUGGGAAUAUCCAGGCCGGAGGAUCAUUUGGUGAACUCGCCCUCAUGUACAACGCCCCACGUGCUGCCACAGUCAUUUCCGUUGAACCCAACUGCACGCUAUGGGCCUUGGACCGCAUCACAUUCCGCCGCAUACUAAUGGAGUCGACCUUUGCCAGGAGGCGAAUGUACGAGACCUUCUUGGAGGAGGUUCCACUCCUGUCAUCAUUAACGCCGUAUGAGCGGUCCAAGAUUGCUGAUGCCCUCGAAACCAAGAAGUAUGCCCCGGGCGAGAUCAUCAUUAGGGAAGGGGACCCAGGUCAUUCAUUCUUCUUGCUAGAGAGCGGCGAGGCAGACGCCUUCAAGGGUGACCAAAGCAACAAGGUGCUGCAUUAUAAGAAGGGGGACUUUUUUGGUGAAUUGGCCCUGCUCAAUGAUCAGCCUCGAGCUGCCAGCGUUAUGGCUUCGACGGAGGUCAAGGUGGCAACGCUUGGCAAGAAUGCUUUCCAGAGACUCCUGGGUCCUGUAGAGGGUAUUCUGCGCCGUACCAGAUACGAAGGUGUCGCCACUGGAGUCGAGGAAAUGGACCCUCUGCACCGCGACUAG